Misgurnus anguillicaudatus (oriental weatherfish) is the source of this 1806-nucleotide messenger RNA. RefSeq names its product transmembrane protein 182b (gene tmem182b). Gene Ontology annotation, cellular component: membrane. The record is from RefSeq and is a predicted model, not a curated record. NCBI's taxonomy places the organism in Eukaryota, Metazoa, Chordata, Actinopteri, Cypriniformes, Cobitidae.
UUGUAUAAAGAUGAAUUUUAAUCCUUGCUAUUUAUUUUGCUACUGGAUUAGACAUCUGUUUUAAAAUAAGUCUUUACAGAAGUCUAAGAAUAGUGAUGUCAAGGUUUUUUUUAGCAUGGGUCAUGGCACAGUGGCCACACUAGUGAGUCCGAACUCAGAUUUUGAUAGAAGGACAAGAAAUAAUGUGAAGACUAAAGAAACUGAUUAACAAAGCAGAUGGAGAUGGUUUUGGGAACAGAGACCAAGAAGUAAAAAAAAUUCAGAGACAGAGACCGACAGAAAGACGAUCCAGCAGCCAUGCAUCUGGAAGUUUUACGGUUCUUGGCUGGGUUCUUUGGAGCUCUAAGCUUAAUAUUUCUCUUGGGGUCUCUUGGGUCUGAUUACUGGCUUUUGGUAUCUGAAUCUUGUGAACAAGGUGAUGUGGAAGUUUUCAGACCAUGGAGAGUCACAAAGGAUAUUUUAAAUACACAACCAGAUGAAAGUUUUCCGGUUGAAAACAUGCCUCUCCUCUAUCACGAAGGCCUCUUUUGGAGAUGUUCUUAUCAGAAGGGUUCAAAUGGAGGGCAGGAAAGCAUGUUGGCUUUUUGGAUCACCAACCAGCCAUACCAGAAGGUUUGCAUGCCAGCUUACCUGUCCCAUGCUCCUGUCUCAAUUACCAAUGGCCUUCCAACUUCAGAUUAUGCCACAGUGCAAAGGGCAUUUUGGUGUGCUAUUUUUGUGCUGGGAGCCUCCUCUAUGUUGAUUGGAGGGUUUGUCACAAUCUGCGCAACACCAAGGACCAGUCAUCGCCUGUAUGAGGCUGGAGGGUCUCUCUUUAUAACUGGAGGUGUCUUAAUCUUCUCUGUAGUGUUGAUGUUUGCUUUAUGGAUGCAGGUCUCAGACUCUUUAGAGAGGUACGGUCUUCAGCGCAGGCGGUUAGUUUGUCCCAGUCUGCAGCUUAGUGUGCAUUACGGUCCAUCCUUUAUGUUGGCUCCCACUGCUGCCUUCCUCAGCCUUCUCACUGGCCUGUUCCUCCUGCUCAUUUCAUCAACCAGCAGGGCAUCAAGGAACACAGAGAAGCUGCUGUUCUCGAUGCGGGAGGAAUGUGUGUAGACCUGUUGUUUAAAUAUGGUGUGUGAGUGUUUCCAUACCAAUGUCCAAAGGAACUGUUGUAAUAACACUGUACUGGUAAGCGCAUGAGCUGACCCAGGGGAAAUUGAUUUUGCUGAUCUAGGCACUGCAGUUAACACUUUGUCAGUACCAAAGUGACUUUCUACAACAGAAAAAGUAAGACAGGACAUCUUACUGGUCAAACUCCUGGACCUCAUUACUUUAAAUUCAACAUCAGAUAUAUCUUGUGAUUGUCUUAACACAACAGUAAUGUCAUGUUUAGUGUGGACAGACAUUUGUUUAUUGUUGGAAACAGGCUGCAUUAGGGGUGGGGGAUAAAUCGAUUCUUCGAUGCGGACGUGGACAAUUCUGAAUCUAUUCACAAAAAUCGAUUAUUAAAAGUUAGUUAAAAAAAAAUAACAUGACUUUAUCAGAACCAAAAGGCAUAUUUCAACUGCGGGAGUGGGCACACGGACAGCAUGAAAGCGCACAUCGCACGGGCACCUACAGCGGAGCUUACAUGAGCAGUAGAGAAAGAAAAAACAAAUACAUUUAGGACAGCUCCGUUUGACUAAUUUAAACCGCAAGAAAACUAAAUACACCCGAUGGUCUUUCUCUGCUUUUUCUCUGUUCAGUGAGUGGCAGGGAGAAACAUUGCCUUUAAUUUACAGAGUAAGAAUCAAUUCUGAAUUGAACCGUGAGGGUCCAAACGAUUAC